Elgaria multicarinata webbii is the source of this 2436-nucleotide messenger RNA. It is a transcript of the gene DHH, whose product is annotated as desert hedgehog signaling molecule. The record is from RefSeq and is a predicted model, not a curated record. Gene Ontology annotation, molecular function: calcium ion binding; patched binding. NCBI's taxonomy places the organism in Eukaryota, Metazoa, Chordata, Lepidosauria, Squamata, Anguidae. The transcript is spliced from 3 exons. Gene Ontology annotation, biological process: protein autoprocessing; regulation of gene expression; intein-mediated protein splicing. The coding region runs from base 71 to 1306 and encodes 411 amino acids.
AGCCCUGGCGACUAGCGGAGCUUUGCAAACUGGAAAGAGGGCUGCUUGGGUCGCCUGGCCCUUGGCUGCCAUGGCCCGGCACAGGCUCAUCUUGCUCGGGCUGUGCUUGGCUAGCUUCCUCCUUCCCCCUGCUCAGGGCUGCGGCCCAGGCAGGGGGCCGGUGGGACGCAAGCCCUACACACGCAAGAACCUGACCCCGUUGCAGUACAAGCAGUUUGUGCCCAACGUCGCGGAGCAGACCUUGGGUGCCAGCGGGAAAGCAGAGGGCAAAAUCAGCCGCCACUCAGAACACUUCAAGGAUCUGGUGCCCAAUUACAACCCUGACAUCAUCUUUAAGGAUGAAGAGAACACAGGUGCAGACCGGUUGAUGACUGAGCGUUGCAAGGAUAGAGUGAAUGCCUUGGCCAUUGCUGUGAUGAACAUGUGGCCGGGCACCAGGCUGCGCGUGACGGAGGGCUGGGAUGAAGAUGGACAUCACCUGCCUGACUCUCUGCACUACGAGGGCCGGGCACUGGACAUCACAACGUCCGACCGGGACAGAGAGAAGUACGGCAUGCUGGCCCGCUUAGCGGUCGAGGCUGGCUUUGAUUGGGUUUACUAUGAGUCCAAGGCACACAUCCACGUGUCUGUGAAAGCAGAUAACUCCAUGGCUAUCCGUGCUGGCGGCUGCUUUCCUGGUGAUGCAGCAGUGACUUUGCCGAACGGUGAAACAAAAGGUCUUUCGCAGCUUCGCCGUGGGGACUACGUGCUCAGCAUGGACCAGAGCGGGCAGGUGGUGCCCAGCGAGGUUUUGCUGUUCCUCGAUCGAGACCAGCACCGGCAGACCACCUUCGUGGCCAUCGAGACGGACAGCCCUGUUCACCUGCUGCUCCUCACUCCCUCACACCUAAUUUUUGCCACGCAGGAGCCGGCCAACAGCACCGCUGACUUCUCUCCGGUGUUCGCCAGCCGGGUGCGUGUGGGGGACUCGGUGCUGGCGCGCCCGGCGGGCAACCCUCGGUUGCACCCUGCCCGGGUGGUCCGUGUCUGGCGGCAGGAGGGCGUUGGCGUGUAUGCCCCCUUGACUUCCCAUGGCACCAUUCUGGUCAAUGGGGUGCUGGCGUCCUGCUAUGCUGUGCUUGAGAGCCACUGCUGGGCCCAUCGUGCCUUCACCCCGCUACGGCUUGUCCAUGGCCUCUUCUCGCUGUGGCCUCUGCACGGGGAGGCCAGGAACUGCAGCACCCAGGACACAGGCGUGCAUUGGUACUCACGAUUUCUGUACCAGCUGGCAUGGGGUGUGCUGGGUCAGGGCACCCUUCGCCCAUAGAGGUUUGCAUGACCUUUUGUUUGCCAUACAGAUUUAAACUCCUCAAGCCAUAAGGUGACGGUAGGGUGAUGGACUCCAUCCUGGUCCCACACCUUGUUGGCCUUGGCUGGAUAAUGAUUCUGUAGCUGAUGCCUCCUUAACACAACAGCGUUGGCAGCUGAAAGAGGGCACAGGUAGGGGGAAAGGGGGUCAUACCAAGAGUCUGACCUGUAUGUCUGUAGGAGUUGGAUUGCAUGAUUAGGUCAACUGAUAUGAAUGCUCCUGCUGUGGGCUGCAUAGAGAAGACACUGGAUUAUCUACAGCUGUGUCUACAGAGCUUGCAAACAUCCCAAGCACUCUGUGCUAAAUUUAGGGGAGGAACACAAAGUCAGUAAACCCACAGCCUGAUUUUUAGAGGGUGGGAUGGACUACCUCCAUUUCCCAUCCUUGUCCUGAUCUCUGCUUGGCAUUAGUGUAAAGCCAGGUGGGGCUCUCCUCCCCCAGCAGCUGCUUAACUGGAUUAGUGGAGGAGGAGGAGCAUGGAGGGACGAAGCAGAAAUGAGAUCUGAUGGCUUCAAGCAGCAAGGGGGGGGGUUGGGGAGCGGUUCUGUGUUCUUUCCCCCCAUCUCCAGAGAUGCAUUUGAAACACAGUGUGCACAGGGUCACUUUAACUUGGCAUCCUUUACCUACCUGAGUUUGAACACUGGAUUCAAGAGGAGGAGGAGGAGGGGUACAAGUGGGGAGACUCCAGCCUCUUCCAGGGAAGAGACGCUCUUGUACAGGCUGGAACAAUGGAAUGAUCUCGUGAUGGGGAGCGAUGACACCCCCAUUCUCUUCUCUGCCACCUGGGCCUUGAUCAAGCCCUGACUGCACUUUUCUAUUGCCAUUGAAGGUUGGACAGGUCCACCUUAAUACUUCCUUAUGAAACUUCAAAUCCAUGCCGUUCUUAUGACGUCUGCUAUAACAGGAUUAACUCUUAGCUGCCGCUCCAGAGUUUUUAUUUUUAUAUUUAUAUAAGCAGUAAAUUAAAUUUGGUCUAAUGCCACUUCUUGUCUCAUGUUGGGUAUUAAUUUGAUCUUUUGCCAGAUAGAGGAAGGGGAGGAGUUGGUUAUUUUUGUAAGCUGUUUUAACUACUACUUCUUUCAUAAUAG